Molecule: messenger RNA, 977 nt
Organism: Lolium perenne
Lineage: Eukaryota; Viridiplantae; Streptophyta; Magnoliopsida; Poales; Poaceae
Source: RefSeq, a predicted model, not a curated record
UGGAGGCAGCCGUUGCCGCUCGAUACAGAAAAUUAAACACCGAAAGCAGACUGAUACAGCAAAUAGACCACCGACAGUGUGCGCCAAUUAUUCUGCACUACUUUGUUGGUACGGCUCACACUAAUUGAAGGCUAUAUAAGCCGUCUUACUCGCAUAGAAAUGAAAACAGCAGGAUCGAGUUUGCCUUCUCCGCGUCUCUCUUUCGUGCGCAAAAUAUUGAAGUGAGUAUGAGUGUACCUUGCUCCGACCAAGAUUUUAGGCCGAUGAAGGGUAAGAAUGCAAGCUUGCCACCGGGGGUGAGAGCAGAGAGGUGUUGGUGCAGCCGCCUUGCGAAGGUGAAGGAGGUGGUUGAUAUUUCUGAUAAGUUCGGCAUGAAAUAUUUCAUGUGCGCGAGCUAUGAUCAUGAUCCACCCAGGCAAACAAGUUCAUCGUCCUCGAGGCCUGCGUCUCCCCCGCCCCUUUGCAUGUGGUUUCACUGGAUAGACCAGGAGCAGCCGGAGUGGGCACGCCGCGAGGUGGAGGAGAAACAACGGCGUGCAUGGGCAAGGUUCCAUGAGGAGGAGCGUUUCGAAAAGGCUAUUGCUAAUGAUAAAGCAGAAAGAGAGAGACAGAUACAAAAAUUAAGGGCGGAGCAAGCUCGAAAUCGUGAGAUGAAUCAGAAGAGGAUGGAUGAUGAGGCUGCACGUAGGUAUGCAGAGGAAGAGGUGCGCAGAGAGGCCCGUGAAGCGGAGAGGAAGAGAUUAAGGGAAAGAGCUGCCGAGGCGCAAGCGGCAGAAGAACGCGGCGAUAAGUCCGGAAAAUGGCCACGCUGGACGCAGGGAAAGUAGAGUGAUAUAUUUGUACUAACUACAUAUGUUAAAUUCCGUUUUACUUUGUCGUUGUAUCUUAAAUUCCGUUGUAGUGAGUAGCCGUAUUUCUGCAUGUUCAUGUAUCUUAUUUUGAAGUACUUGUUGAAUAAUUAUUCGAAAUUAUAGAAA